GCACCUCGGCACAUCCCCGGCCGCGCCGCGACCCACCUGUCCAAUGCACGAUUUUCCACCAGCUGAAUAGAGCCUGCAUGAGAGCUUGUAGACACAGCCCUUUGUCCGGUGGAUUGCUUUAGUCGUUACUCAUACCCUCCAUCCCGGCCCAAGAUGGCGUGACGAGCGAUCGGGAGUUGACCGUCUUUCUCCGGCAGUUGGAGAAGACAUUGUCGGCCAGUCAUGGAGGCGGGAAGCCCAAGGCCGUCGCUUAAGCGGCGGCGAGUCUCGAGCUCCGCGGUCGAUAUGCAAUCGACCAUCAAACAGCCGGGCGCAAUCGAAAUCAACGUGCAGGGCGCGUACAUUAUCGCCCACGAAAAGGACGAAUCUUUGCACUCCCACGGCCCCAGCACGCGUGCUACAUCCCGACCCAAUCCGGACGGAGAGGAGAAGUCUUAUCAGUACCACAAGCGCGACAUCCGCCUUCCCAACCACAAUGCCGUCGUCAGUCACGUGGCCGCCGACAUUGGCGGAUCGCUGGCCAAAGUCGUCUACUUCUCGCGAGAAAACGGGCAUGCCAAGACGGGCGGCCGGUUGAACUUCCUCUCAUUCGAAACGGAGCGCAUCGAUGAAUGCAUCGAGUAUCUCCGCCAGUUGCAGUCGAAGCAUAUGCGGGUAAAUGGAUCCACCAAGGCCGCGGAGCUCAGCGUCAUGGCGACCGGCGGCGGCGCCUACAAGUUCUACGAUAGAAUCAAGGAACAACUGGGCGUCGACGUUGUGCGCGAAGACGAGAUGGAAUGCCUCAUCAUGGGGCUGGACUUUUUCAUCACCGAGAUUCCGAUGGAGGUGUUCACAUACGACGACACGCAUCCCGAGAAUGAGGUGACGUACCAGGAGACCUCGUCCGACAUCUAUCCCUAUCUGCUCGUCAACAUUGGCAGUGGAGUGUCGAUGAUCAAGGUUUCCGGCCCAUCGCAGUUUCAGCGUAUUGGGGGCACGUCACUCGGAGGCGGCACCCUUUGGGGACUGCUAUCGUUGCUCACGGGCGCGCGGAGUUUCGACGACAUGCUUGCAAUGGCGGACAAGGGCGACAACAGCGCGGUGGAUCUGCUCGUUGGAGACAUCUACGGGGAAGGUAUGGGGUAUGAGAAGAUUGGGCUAAGGGAAAAGACGAUCGCCAGUAGUUUCGGCAAGGUGUUGAAACGGAAACGAGAGGCGGAGCGGAGGGCGGAAGACGGCAGUUUGAGUGAUGGUGAUGGCCAUCGCACCAAAGACCCGCCGAACGGCGCCGCUUCUGGAUCGUCUAGCAACUACCUCGUUGGCGGCGGAAGAAUGUUCAAAACGGAGGAUAUCUCGAGGAGUCUACUCUACGCAAUCAGUAACAACAUCGGACAAAUCUCGUAUCUGCAGUCGGAGAAGCACGAUCUUCAACGCAUCUAUUUCGGCGGGUCAUUCAUCCGCGGGCAACGGCAGACCAUCCACACUUUAUCCUACGCCAUCAAGUUCUGGAGCAACGGAGCCAAACAGGCAUACUUCCUCCGACACGAGGGCUAUCUGGGAGCCACGGGUGCGUUCCUCAAACGGAAGCCGGUGGACUGGGGGAGGAGGGGCAGUGUGGACGCCAUGGAGACGGGUUGAGUCAUUGUCGGUUGAGUGACAUGCCGACACUGGCGAUGUGUUCACUUCGCAAUGGACGGACCGUGAAGACGCCGACCCAUUCCAAGACGUGUGGCCAAUAUCUCACCGCAGGCGAUUGCCUGGGCCGAGACCGUACGAAUCGGGAGUGAAAUGAGGGUGCCUGUUGGAAGUACACGGAAGACGCAAAUAGACAGGCCUGAUGUAGUCCGGAGGCGGAGACGGGAUGAUGAUAGCAAAGGCCGCGCCCCGAAACACUUGGCAACUACGCCCCCCCUUCCCUCAGGCAACUAGAGUAUCAGGUUUAGGGGGUAGCUCAGGGAUGGAACAGUG
Molecule: messenger RNA, 1947 nt
Organism: Neohortaea acidophila
Lineage: Eukaryota; Fungi; Ascomycota; Dothideomycetes; Mycosphaerellales; Teratosphaeriaceae
Product: fumble-domain-containing protein
Exons: 2
Coding region: 223-1617 (464 amino acids)
Biological process (GO): coenzyme A biosynthetic process
Cellular component (GO): nucleus; cytosol
Molecular function (GO): pantothenate kinase activity; ATP binding
Source: RefSeq, a predicted model, not a curated record